GGAAAGUAGUGAAAUUCAAUUCGUCUUUUCUCCUCACCAUCUCUCGUCUCCAGCUCGACACAUCUUCACACAGAGACGUCAUCCGCUAGAAACCCAUCACAAUGAGCUUCUCUGCCGUCCGCACAGCCCUCCAGAAGGCCCAGACGGCCUUUGGCUUCUGGCUAACCUUCCCUAGCGCCGCCGUCGCCAAGCAGUUCCUCCGCACUUCGGCCGCACACCCUUCGGGCGGCUUCAGCUGGGUCCUUGUCGACGCCGAGCACGGCCUGAUUUCGGACCAGCACUACUAUGAGAUCUGCAACGCCAUCGCCGCCGAGGGCGCGAGCCCCAUCAUCCGCAUCCCCUGGGCAGAGGAGUGGAUGAUCAAGCGCGCUCUCGACUCGGGCGCGCAUGGCGUGCUCACGCCAAUGUGCCACAACGCGGACGACGCAAAGAAGAUCGUGAGCUACUCGAAAUACCCACCCGUCGGAUCGCGCGGCUACGGUCCGCUCUUUGCGCCGCACUCGUUCCCCGGCAUCCAGCCCGGCCCCGCGUACGACGACGCGGCAGACAAGGGCCUCAUGGUCAUGGUGCAGAUCGAGUCGCCCCAGGGUGUUGAAAAUGUCGAGGAGAUCACCAAGGUCGAGGGCCUAGACGGCGUUCUGAUUGGACCUUUCGAUCUCGCCAAGUCGAUGGGCGUUGAGCGCUGCGGAGAGCAGCACGAGGCUGCGAUCCAGCGCAUCCUCAAGGCUGCGAAGGACGCGGGCAAGAAGGCUGCCAUCUUCUGCACGGGAGGCGACGACGCCAAGAUGCGCGCAGACCAAGGCUUUGACAUGGUCUCGGUCAUCACGGACGGCGGCGUCAUGGCGGCAGGCAUGUUCAAGGAGCUCAGCACGGCAAGCUCGUCGAGCGCGGCAAGAACCGGGGGCGGAUACUGAAUGAUCAUUUACUAGCCUCACGUUUACGAAGCAGUCGCCCUAGCCAAUGGGAUAGAGAACGAAAACUCUAGGAACUCUUUCGUGUAACCAUGGUUCCGCGCUAUCAUCAUGCAGGCAGGGCUGAGUCACCGCCUAGCUGCAGGCUUUGAUUGCGAGUGUGGGCGCAUUACCUAUGUGUUUAAUCGUUGGCCUCGUCCGCCUCAUCGGCAUAUGAAUGCUCUGACUCGAUCCCAGGCAAGGAUACGAUCGCAUCACCAAGGGCGUUGUCCUGGCGACUCAAACUGCAUUACACUAAGGCAUAUGGUUGAACUACAAUAUAUUGAUCGACCUACGACAGUCUUGGCCAACCGAGCCCUAGGUCUUGACAAUGGAGUACAAAC
Microdochium trichocladiopsis is the source of this 1294-nucleotide messenger RNA. RefSeq names its product Pyruvate/Phosphoenolpyruvate kinase-like domain-containing protein. Gene Ontology annotation, molecular function: aldehyde-lyase activity. Gene Ontology annotation, cellular component: cytoplasm. Lineage: Eukaryota; Fungi; Ascomycota; Sordariomycetes; Xylariales; Microdochiaceae. The coding region runs from base 102 to 914 and encodes 270 amino acids. The record is from RefSeq and is a predicted model, not a curated record. The transcript has 6 exons.